Cajanus cajan (pigeon pea) is the source of this 946-nucleotide messenger RNA. Its product is annotated as lectin 5. Lineage: Eukaryota; Viridiplantae; Streptophyta; Magnoliopsida; Fabales; Fabaceae. The record is from RefSeq and is a predicted model, not a curated record. Gene Ontology annotation, molecular function: carbohydrate binding.
AGUAACAAAACAACACCACAAUGGCCAACCCUUUCGCUGUUUUCCUUAUGACAUUCUUCUUUUCCCUCUCGCUAUUCACCAGCGUCAAAUCAGACUCAUUCGCUUUCAACUUACCCAGUUUUGAGGCAGAUUCUGAAAACGUAAUAGUUGCUGCUGAUGCCAACAUAACAAGUGGAGCUUUACGACUCACCAAAACGGACCUAUACGGCAACCCAACUCACCACAGCGUUGGCCUCUCAGCGUUCUUUGGUACAGUUCAUCUCUCCGACAGAAAAACUGGGAGAGUCGCAAACUUCCACACCGAGUUCUCCUUUGUGGUGAACACAAAGCGUAAAUCACUCCACGGCGAUGGCUUCACCUUCUUCAUCGCAUCAAACGAUUUUCGUUUCGCACACAACUCAAGUGGAGGGUUCCUCGGACUUUUCAACAAGGAAACAGCGUUCAACACCUCCUUAAACCAAGUCGUUGCGGUUGAGUUUGAUAGCUUCGCGAAUGAAUGGGACCCUAACUUCCCAGAGUCUGAUUCUCCUCACAUAGGAAUUGACAUCAACUCCAUUAGGUCAGUGGCAACUGCACCAUGGCAACUUGAUGUUCAACCAACAGGAACAAUAGGAAAGGCACACAUAAGCUAUCUAUCUUCCACCAAAAUAUUGAGCGUCACCGUGGCUUAUCCAACUAGCCCUGUGAAUUCAAAUGUCACUGUUUUAUCGUACCCCGUUAACUUCGGGAGUGUUCUGUCAGAAUGGGUCCUUGUUGGUUUCUCUGGUACCACCGGUGACUUGGUUGAAACGCAUGACAUUCUUUCGUGGUCUUUCAGUUCCUUCUUGUAGAACUGCACAGUGGGAGAAGAUUGAAAUGAGAUAAAGUGCUUCUUGAGAGAAUGAUCAAUGGUCUUUUCUGGUUUGAUGGAUGUUGUUAAUUAGUUGUUACUGUUGUGAUGUUUCUG